Molecule: messenger RNA, 4173 nt
Organism: Labeo rohita (rohu)
Lineage: Eukaryota; Metazoa; Chordata; Actinopteri; Cypriniformes; Cyprinidae
Product: alpha-1,3-mannosyl-glycoprotein 4-beta-N-acetylglucosaminyltransferase C
Exons: 4
Coding region: 257-1621 (454 amino acids)
Biological process (GO): protein N-linked glycosylation
Molecular function (GO): acetylglucosaminyltransferase activity
Source: RefSeq, a predicted model, not a curated record
CCUUUGCACGGUUGACAGUCAAGCGAUCACCACUCCUCACGACAGCAGCGCUCUGGGAUCAUCAUCAUCUGGAUAAACGCACAGCACAGCUCACUGAAGGGAAUAAAAACCGUAUCAAAGACCAAAAGCGACUAAAGGACACUAGGAAGUGAAUUAACUCGUGUGAACUCCUCCAGAGACGCGCGAUUUUUUCACUUCACAUACAGUAUCAAUUUGAAUGUUGACUUUUAGCCUGAUAUAAAGAAGAAGGUGUGGGAUGAGAUGCCAUCUGAAAAACAUCAUCCUCCUAGCAGCUGGUCUUCUCAUUUUGACCAGGGUCUACAUCUACAUGCGGAGAGCAGAAUCAGGAAACCUCAAGGGUUCAAUAACCUGGAUCUGGGAUAGAGAGACUUGGAUGGAAGACCUUAAGGGCCAUUACCUGAAUUUUAAUGUUUCCAUUAAAGUUCUGGCAGGAGUCUUUCAGCCAUCCAAGAAGUACCUGACGGUGGGCCUUUCGUCUGUGAAGAGGGCAAAGGGCACUUACCUUCAGGACACCCUUCAGUCAAUCUUCUCUGCCUCCUCAGAGGAAGAACUGGAUCAAAUGGUCAUCGUUGUCCUUCUCGCUGACUUUGACAUAAGCUGGAUCCAGCAGACAGUAGAGAAGAUCACAGAUGAAUUCCACAGGCGGCUUUCCAAGGGUCAACUUCUGAUUAUCCACGCCAGUGAAAACAACUAUCCUCCCCUCGCAGGGCUGAAGAGGAACUUCAACGACGCUCCUGAUCGCGUGUCCUUCCGUUCAAAGCAAAAUGUGGACUACUCCUAUUUGCUCCAUUUUAGCAGUAAUCUCUCCCAAUACUAUAUCAUGUUGGAGGAUGACGUAAGCUGUUCGAAGAACUUUCUCACCAGUAUUCGUGGGCACAUUCGUUCAAUGAGCAAUUCGAAGUGGGUCACAUUGGAAUUCUCCAAACUGGGCUACAUCGGAAAACUCUAUCAGUCCAGAGAUCUACCCAUUCUAGCCAGAUUCCUUUAUAAUUUCUACCAGGAGAUGCCCUGUGACUUCCUGCUGUCGCAUUUUCACAGAUUGCUGAUGCAGGACAAAGUCAUUCGAUUCCGCCCAUCUCUGUUUCAGCACAUGGGUACUUACUCGUCGUUUCACGGGACGUUCAAUCGGCUAAAGGAUGACGACUUUGUUGAAGAAAUUGCAGAUAACCCUCCAGCAGACGUUAGCACGAAUAUUGAAGUUUAUCAGACCAAUACAGUCGACAAAGCUUACAAUCAAGGCUCAGAGUAUUUCUGGGGUGUAUCCCCUAUUGGCCCAGAAAACUAUAUUUUAGUGGUCUUUCGUACACCUGUUCUCAUCUCCCGCGUCCAAAUACAAACAGGAUUGGAUGGGAAGGAUGAGCUGGUCUAUGCGGAUGUAGAGCUUGGAAAAACGCUGGUGAAAAAGGAGUCGGAAGUGGAGUGCUCCGGAUUUGACAAGCUGGGUUCUAUUCAGCAGGGCCAAUUUAACGAACCAGCAGUCCAGAAACUUGUGCCGGCAACUGUGGCAUGUUUACGAAUUCAAGUCACUGCAGCCCAUCCCACCUGGCUCGUCGUACGCAAGAUCCAGGUCUGGACUGUUAAAACUGAACAAACCACAUGAAAUAUUUAUGGUGGGAAUUCCUUAUCAUGACUUACAAAGGCUUGAAUCUUUAAAAAAAAAAAACACGUUUGGUAAUCUGUAUGUGAGGGUACAAACGUGAGGGAAUGUUGUUGUUACACUGCAUAAAAUUAUUUUAUAAAUAUUCUUAAAACAAGAUACAUACUUAGGGAUAAUAUAUUUUCUUAAGGAAACUAGAUUUAUUUUUUUGUUCCCAUUAUAAAAAAACAUGUUAAUAAUACAAAUAAAAUAUGUUUUAACAAAAGUUUAACUUAAAAUAAACUUUUAACUUAGGUUGCAUUUACUUAAAACAAGUAAAAAAGUUGGUGACUUUUUGUAAGGUUUCUCAAGAUGAUACAUAUCAAAUUUCAUAUAAACAUGGUUAGUGUAGUAAGGGUUAAAAAAUCAGGUACACUGAAGGAUUCAGGUUAAGUUUUUGUUAAUAUUUUGAAUUUAUUGUAUUUAUUUUUAUUUUCUGUUUUCAUUUUUAUUUUAGGUAAGGGUUUGGUAAUUUUUUGGGGUGUUUUUGUCAAUUGUAUUAUUUUAUUAAUCAGGUCUGUAUAAUUUUAUUACGAUUUAGUUUUAGCUUAUUUAGUUUUUAUUUUAGUACUUUUAAUUUGACCUCCUAAAAAUUAUGAGGUUAUAAUUUUGUUAAAAAAUCCUUUGCCCAGGGAGAUAAAUCAAUGAGCUAAACAUGCAGUUUCAUCUCAAAGACAUGACCUGGAGGUUGCGCAGUCAAGUGGUAAAAGAGGAUGCCAAGAGUUAAAGAGCAUUUUACAGUCAAAAUAUUUAGAUUUACAAGCCUUUUAAAAACAGGGGAUGGUUUGUAAAGAUCAUUUCGCCCCCUAGGGGUGAUGACUUUAAAAUACAAUUCCCUAGUUCUAUCACUCCAAGCACCAAUGAGGAGAAAAGUGCUGAUACUAGUUUACAUUCAACACACACACAUAAUAGUUUUUUUUUUUUUUUGCUGUACAAACUGUAUUUACUGUCCCCUUACACUAACCAUAGACCUCACACAAAACUUUCUGCCGUUUUAGAUUUUCAAAGCAAAUCCACUAUGAUUUAUAUACUAGUUUUCUCAUUUAAAUUAACUUAAGUUUGUUCAGUAUUUGGAGAAAAUGAUAUUUUAUACCAUUUUAUACCAAAGAGUCAUGUUGUAUUGUAUUACUAUGUUUCUGACAAUCAACUUGUUGACCGUUGUGUUCUCUCUCUCAGGGAUGGACAGUAAAUAUCUGUACAUGCUAUAGUUCAGCUCAGCAUCACAAACUGAUCUUUUCACUCUAUGAUUAUGGCUUUGUGUUCUCUGUCAGUUAGAUUUGUCAUGUUUUGUUUUGCAUUUUAAUGUCUUUUCCCAUCAUUUUGCCAAACUGUAUACUCAACUAUUGUCUGUGACAGCCAACUGAAUUAGUUUCAUGUUUCGUAUGCACUCUAUUAUCUUUUUUUCCUCACAUAUUCAGAUACUUUCAACUCAAAUCAAUAUUUUAUGUCCAUUUCUGUGCUUAUUGUUUAGUGGCAGUGUAAUAAGCAGGAUCAUUUGCAGUCUGAUCGUCAUUACUGCAAAAUAAAUCACUUUAGGAUGGUACUCCACAUUGCGUUAUGGGUGUAAUUUGAGAUAAUGACAUGCUGCUAACUGUAUUGGUUUGGCUUUAUAAAAUAUUUAUCACUGUAUGUACUAUAUAUAUCUGAAACCACUAGUAAAAAUGCUUCUGUUUUGUAUUUGCAGAACUUAAAGGGGUGUACUCGAACAUGCUUUCAUGCUUGGUGGUUUGAAAAACACAUUAUUUUUUAACAUUAUUUACAUUAUUACAAUACAUUUUUCCCAGCCUGGCACAAAUGGCUCGAUUAGUUCUGGGUUUAAUGAAGGCCCGCCUUCCGAAAAAUGAAAUGCGUUGUGAUUGGUUAGCUGUCCCGCUGCGUUGCGAUUGGCAAACAGCUUAGACAGUGUUUCAGUACUGCCACGCCCAUUGUCAAAGUAGCAAGUUUUGUGUACAACUGUUAGCACAAGCUAGUUUAAAGUGAUUUUUACGUUUUAAAUAUGGAUAUUUUUCUUACAAAAAUGCCAUUCUAAAGCUUGGGAGUGCAAGGAUAAAUUUUAAUAUAACUCCGAUUGCAUUCGUCUGAAAGAAGGAAGUCAUGUACACCUCGGAUGCAUGGAGGGCGACUAAAUAAUACACUACAGUAGUGAUGGGUCGUGUCGUCAGCCUGUGAGAUCGCCAAUACAUGAUCUUAUCGUGCUAAUGUGUUUAAUUAUUUAAAUACUUAGUUCAAUGCCCGAAACCAGCUCCAGCAUAAGGCUAAAAGCAGCCUAACAUUAUCAGAAAACAUAAUCACUGAUCAGCCUAGCCUAUUCUAGUGCAAGUUUAUGCAAUUUAAAAACAGCUGUGUUAUAAGUGAAGCUAUCUACACUAUAUGAUGAAUAAAUCUCUUACCACACACUGCAAACGUCUGCGGCGCGUUAUGGCCCCGACGCAGCAACCGGAGUAGAUUGCGGCUUCGCAUGUGUUUUGACCCCCUGUACUGCACACGUCUGUGGUGCGUUACUGCUCUAAAUUGGC